Molecule: messenger RNA, 462 nt
Organism: Pyrus x bretschneideri (Chinese white pear)
Lineage: Eukaryota; Viridiplantae; Streptophyta; Magnoliopsida; Rosales; Rosaceae
Exons: 2
Coding region: 1-462 (153 amino acids)
Biological process (GO): nucleosome assembly; regulation of DNA-templated transcription
Cellular component (GO): nucleolus
Molecular function (GO): histone binding; DNA binding
Source: RefSeq, a predicted model, not a curated record
AUGCCGAAACAGAAAAAAUCUGUCUCGAAACAUCCCAUCAAUUAUCGCCUGAAGGAGGAGCGUCCAGAGGAUGUCAUUGGCAAAGCCUCCUCGACAAAGUCAGAAUAUUCUUCGACAAAGCAGGGCUUGAGGCAAACAGGCUUGAAGCAAACAAAGCAAUCUGUUGAGCCGAAAAGUACAGCAAAACCAAUGCCAAAACCGAAAAAAUCCAUUUCGAAGAAUCAGGUCAAAGACCGUGAGAUAUUCGGACACAAUCACAAGCGCCCUAGGGCAGACGAUGAUGGUGAUGAUCUUGCGAUGGUGUCCAGUUUCGAUAACAUACUGAAGGAAGAAGGGCAGAGUGCAAAAAUUGCUAUGGAGGAAGACGAAAAAGAGUGGUUGCUGCUCGAACAUGAGAAGCAAGAAGCAAGGUUAAGAGCAGCUAAGAAGCUGAAGAUUAAGACCAAAUUUUCCAAAAGCUGA